This is a messenger RNA of Sycon ciliatum, 3559 nucleotides long. Its product is annotated as ecdysteroid-phosphate phosphatase-like. The transcript has a single exon. NCBI's taxonomy places the organism in Eukaryota, Metazoa, Porifera, Calcarea, Leucosolenida, Sycettidae. The record is from RefSeq and is a predicted model, not a curated record. Bases 657 to 2573 code for a protein of 638 amino acids. Gene Ontology annotation, molecular function: protein binding.
UGCUUCACUCAGCCUACACUACAGCCUGGCAGGGAGCUAGCUAGCUAGGAUUCCUAGGAGGACUUGGAGGUGGCUCAAACCCUGCUGGCAGUGUUCGCUGCCUCGGAAGUCCCCUCGUAGUUCGUCUGCAGGCUCUCAAUCUUUUUCUAGCUUCACUCUCACCUCUCGAGCUCUCCUGGAUUUGUGUUGUUCACACACACGUGUCUCUCCUUUUAGCCCACAGCAUGCUGUGAUCCGCCAGGCAAUCUGGAGAGAAGCCUUAUUGCUCGCCGCCCGCACUUACCUCUUGAGUCUUCCGUUGAAUCAAGCUGCAGCACGUGCACUCAACAGUUCCAGCUAGCGAGUGUCCUCGAUCGACACUAGCUAACGCACAAGUAGCGAAGUAGCUGUAGCAGCAGCAGCUCUGGAAGUACUGAGCCUGAAGGUGGAACACGAACCACGAGGGCCUGUUGUGUUCAUCGUUCGCUUUUCACUAGCAGCUGAAUAGCCUGUCUUUCGUCCGGAGGUGGAUUGUAACCGUGCAGUAAAGGCCUUUCGUUUGGGAAUUGGGAAAGGGCCGUAGAUCCAUGACACACCCAGAUCGAAGGCGAACAUAGAUUUAGUAUUUGUAUUGAAGAAAAGUUCGCGGGCUAGCUAUUUGCAGCCCGUUUGGAAAGAUGGCGACAGCACAUCCAGUUGCUCCGACAGCGACGAGGCCUCGCAACCGAGCGAGCACCAUCCGGCAGGCUAGUGAUGCGCUAGCUGUGCUGGUGGAGAUGGGCUUCCCGAAGAACCGUGCUGAAAAGGCUCUGGCUGCCACUGGUGCUCAGGGCGUGCAGGCAGCAGCUGACUGGAUCCUGGCUCACGUCUUCGAUCCUGACUUGGACAAGCCAAUAGCUCGAGAAUACGUGCUGUAUGCCAGCCCUGGUGGCGAGCUGGGUAGCCAAUUGGAAGACCUGUGGGCCGAGAGCCUGGCUCAGUGCGGUCGAAACGGUGCGCACAAGUCGUUCCCGCACAUCACUCUCUGCCAGUUCUUCUCCGGCGAGGACAGCAAGCUACCACAGGUGAUGCGUGCCGUUGCGACGUGCGUUCAGGGCAUGGGCGAGCCACCGGAGAAAUUCGACCUGAGCUUCUACUCAUCCGGCUCCUACAUCGGCUUGUUUCUCGAGGACCAGCCGGCGACAAAGUGGUUAAAGACUAUAGUGCAGCGCAUUGCCGGUGAGCUGCCAAAGGUUGGUGUGAAGAUGGAGCCGCACAAGAAACAGCUGCACAUGACGCUGGCAUACCAGUUCCACUCGGACCAGCAGAAAACGCUGGAGACGCUUUGCCGCAAAGUCAAGCCGGACGCACCGGGCAAGUGGGAGCUGCGGCUCUAUUCCCGCGAUCCCCGCGUCGGCUCGGCAGAAGUCUACCGUGUUCUGUACAGCCUAAACCCGCGCAACGACGAUGAGCUGGAGCUCAACGAGGACGACUUCAUGCUCUUGCCGGCUGGUGACAAGGCGGUGGCGGAAAGUGAGGGCUGGUACGUGGGUACGUCGUUCAUGACAGGCGUUACCGGCGUCUUUCCCGGCAACUAUGUAGAGAAGUGUGCCGAGACGGAGUGCUGGACUAUGCAUCGCUCCUGGCGCAUUGCCCGCGAAGUAGAAACCCGAGAGGAGCCGAGAACGGUGGGCCAUAAGCCACGCUCACGGCCGUCGAUCCACCCCGAUCCUGAUCCCAGCAAAAAGGAUUUUGACCCCGCCAAUGGAUACGCACAGAUUCAGAAGCAACCGAAGGCCAAACCGGUCGGUCCGCGUCUGGUUAUCAUGAUUCGACAUGCCGAGCGCGUUGACAUCACCUUUGGUCACCAGUGGCUGCAGUACAGCUUUGACAAGGACAACUCCUAUCACCGGCGAAAUCUCAACAUGCCCAAGACCGUUCCCAUUCGCAAGGGCGGCGCUGCUAGUUUCAAGGGCGACACGCCAAUCACGGAGGUUGGCAUGGUGCAGGCGCGCCUGACUGGCGAGGCCAUGUCAGAGCAGGAGAUUCCCAUCAAUCACAUCUACAGCUCACCAGCGCUGCGCUGUGUACAGACCGCCGAUGCCAUCCUGAAAGGCAUGGGCGAGACGAAGCGCAAGAUUCGCAUCGAGCACGGUCUCUUUGAGUGGCUGGCCUGGUGUCGCGACGGAAUCCCCACGUUCAUGACUGCCGAGGAAAUGGCUGCGUCUGGUCUGCAAGUGGACACAUCCUACAAGGCCAUCAUGCAUAUCAGCCAGAUGAAUGCCAAGGAAAAGCCGGAAGACUACUAUAGGCGAAGUCACAAAGUUACGCAACAGCUCCUGAGCAAAGGCAGAGAGGAGGGUGGUGGACAUACCCUCCUCAUCGGCCACGCCGGUACACUGGAUGCCUGCUCACGUCAAAUGACCGGCUCUGUUCCCCGCUCUGCCCAGGAGCUAACGUCACUCGUGCAAAAGGUGCCGUACUGUGGUGUUGCUGCCAUGGAGGAGAAUGGGAGCGGAGCGCAGGCUACGUGGCAACUUGUGUGCCCGCCAUUCCCGACACUCACGCACGCUCCUAAUCCUCGCUAUGACUGGCGCAGCCUUCGUCAGGAGUAGCGUGUCUACCGUGCACUCUGGCCAGAACAAGCUGAUUAUCCUCGAAGACAGUAUUUAUCCAGUCUCAGUAGGGUUUGGGCAUUUGAGUAAGCAUGCUCUAAAUGCACUUCUGUGCGUGUCCGUGUCCGUGAGUUGAGCGUGUCUUACCAUACUAGUACAGUUCCUGAUUCUCUGAGGACCCUACCCAUAACAUUAUGGUGGACUGCUAGCGUUUAUUGUUGCCGACUUAAGAAAAUCGCCAGGAUUAGGCGCGAUCGUUGUUUUGUAGAAACUGUCCGCCUGGCACUUUGUGGUAGAUAUGUUCCGUGUGCUGUUCCGUUGACGUCUAACACGUAGGUCUGAGCUACUGCUGGAUACCGGCUAUUGAGUUUCUACUUAGGAGAGUAACAGCAUAGUCGUGGAGCUGCUGCUGGCAUUGGACGCAGGUUUCCGGGCAUUGUGUGUGAAGGUUGCCUCAGAAGGUACUUGGCUUCAAAUGGUCAACACCCUUAUCUAUUAAUUUUUACAAACAAUUUGCAAGCAUUGCUUUGCUGCAGAUUGGACUUGAAGAUUUCAAAGCAAAUAUUUUUGUCAAUAUUAUUCAUGCUGCGCGUGUACUUAUAUUGUUGAACUUGCUUUGGCUUCUGAAGAGAGGGGAGGGCUCUUUGCCUCUUCGGAUUUAUAUUGAAUCAUGAAAGUAAGUUUUGAUAUUCGAAGUAUUACAUGCCCAUGUUGUAGCCAUGAUAACCGCUAGGGCCGCGUGACCAUUCUGAGCUCUGAAGCCAUGCGUCGUUCCUGUCACCAUCGCCGAUGAUGAUAGUUGUUUAUAACUCCUUCUUCUUAGGCUGCUGGGUCUCGUCAAUUAUCUUGCAAAUGAUAAUUAUAGAUUUCAAAUUUCCUCAAGUUGAUUUUUAAAACUAAUUUUGUCAAUGUGUUUAUGGAGUACUGUACGUGUAUGAUAGACUCGCAGAUUAUUCUCCUCAUGUUACAGUAACUACUACUGCCUA